Messenger RNA from Saccharomyces cerevisiae S288C, 1371 nucleotides. RefSeq names its product Elongator subunit ELP4 (gene ELP4). The transcript has a single exon. The record is from RefSeq and is marked reviewed. Gene Ontology annotation, biological process: tRNA wobble uridine modification. NCBI's taxonomy places the organism in Eukaryota, Fungi, Ascomycota, Saccharomycetes, Saccharomycetales, Saccharomycetaceae. Gene Ontology annotation, cellular component: elongator holoenzyme complex; nucleus; cytoplasm. Bases 1 to 1371 code for a protein of 456 amino acids.
AUGUCAUUUCGUAAAAGAGGUGAAAUACUGAACGAUAGAGGUAGCGGGCUAAGAGGUCCACUGUUAAGAGGUCCUCCACGAACUUCCUCAACGCCAUUGAGGACAGGCAACAGAAGAGCCCCUGGAAAUGUGCCCUUGUCUGACACUACAGCGAGAUUAAAGAAGUUGAAUAUUGCGGACGAAUCCAAGACAAAAAUGGGGCUGGAUAGCUCCCAUGUGGGCGUUAGACCUUCUCCUGCAACCUCUCAGCCGACGACAUCAACUGGGAGUGCUGACCUGGACAGUAUACUAGGCCAUAUGGGGCUGCCGCUGGGAAACUCUGUACUAGUAGAGGAGCAGAGCACGACAGAAUUUCACUCUAUUCUCGGUAAACUGUUUGCCGCACAGGGUAUCGUUCAUAAUAGAAUUUCAGAUAGCAGUGCUGAUAAAACUAGAAACGGCGACACUCAUGUCAUUGUCUUGUCAUUGAACCAAAUGUUUGCAAAGGAGCUACCUGGUAUCUACAAGGGAUCACGUAAACAAAUGAAGAAAAACCUAAUCUCUGAAGAAGAAUCAAAAGUUACUGUUCAAAAUUUGAACGAGACCCAGAGAUCGACGCCUUCCAGGUACAAAGACCUGAAAAUUGCAUGGAAAUAUAAACUGGCAGAUGAAAAGAGAUUGGGUUCUCCGGAUCGAGAUGACAUCCAACAAAAUUCUGAGUACAAGGACUACAAUCAUCAGUUUGAUAUUACAACGCGUCUGAUGCCCGCUCCCAUAGCAUCUGAACUGACAUUUAUCGCCCCAACUCAACCUGUCUCCACUAUUUUGAGCCAAAUAGAACAGACUAUUAAAAGGAAUGACAAGAAACUGAUAAGAAUUGUUAUUCCUUCCCUUCUACAUCCGGCAAUGUAUCCGCCCAAAAUGUUUGAAUCAUCUGAAAUAAUAGGUUUAAUGCACGGUGUGAGGAGUCUUGUCAAGAAAUACUAUGAGCGGGUUGUACUGUUUGCUUCCAUAUCCAUAGACAUUAUCACUCCCCCAUUACUGGUAUUGCUGAGAAACAUGUUCGAUUCUGUUAUCAAUCUAGAACCCUUUAACCAGGAGAUGACUGAGUUCUUAGAACGUGUUUAUAAAUCGCAACCGGGGAAGAUUCAACAUGGGCUAGUCCACAUAUUGAAAUUACCAGUUUUCACGGACCGUGGAGAGAUGAGAGUUUUAAAGUCUGAAUGGGCAUUUAAGAAUGGCAGAAAAAAGUUUGAAAUAGAACAAUGGGGCAUACCCGUGGAUGAUGCUGAAGGUUCAGCUGCCUCGGAACAGUCACAUUCACACUCGCACUCGGAUGAAAUCUCACAUAAUAUACCUGCAAAGAAGACCAAGAUAUCUUUAGACUAUUAA